AUGCAUAGCUUAGAAAACGGACUUAGAGAACUUAAUGUGAGUCCGCCGUCGCGAAGAAAGAAUGAGUCAAACACUGCAGAAACUUCUGAUAGAAAUACAGCUGCCACGUCCAUGUCGCAUUUAGCAUGUUUAGAUCACUUCAUACGAGACCUGGAUGAACGGAAAGGCAAGUUACCUUGCUGUCAAGAAGUCACUGACAUUCAUACCAGUGUCGAAGGGUUCCUUAAAACUCUCCUUUUGAGAGUAGAGAAAAGCCUUCCUUUCUACAAAACAACACUUAUAAACAGUGGAAGCUUCUACGAGGGAACGAAAGUCGGAAAACCCAACGAGUUCGACUAUUUUGUUCAGUUGGAUAAUUUCUCUGGUCCUGAGGACAUUCGCUUUGAGGAGUUAUCACCUUGCAUGGUAGCAGUGAUUCCAAGCGAUUCGGCUUUUGAGAAAUUUAUAAAAUCGCAAGAGGAAUAUAAUCGUUCUUCUCCUUUCAUUUGUUCUUUCCAAUGGAAGAGAGACGUGAAGUCACUAUUUAUCGACACACUGAAUAGUAUAUUUGCCCAGGAGUUUGUAGCAUUCGGUUUCAAAGCUUCAGAGGCUUGUUCGAGCCGGUUAAACAGACAUGGACCUGCUUAUACUUUAGAGCUCGAAUGGGACGGAGGGCAGCUUUAUAAAGGAUUAAUAAUCAGGAUCGAUUUGUCUAUAGCAGUUAAGAUUAAUUCUCAUUCUUCAACAAUGGCAGUAGAUUUUGAAUCUGGAGCUGGUAAGGUCGUGAAAUCAUUAUUAGAUGCUUCACCAGCAUACUACUUCGCAGUAAGUGGAUACUCUUAUCUUUACACCGUUCAAUUAUCAAACUUGUUCAAAGAACUCGAAGAAACACAGAAUCAUAGAAUAACCGAUCAAUCUGACUGUAUUUUGCGUUGUUCCCAGUCAUGUCUUGAACAGUCACUGUUCCGUGACCAUUUUGGUCCUGAUGGAGGACCAAGUGUUUGUCUCAGGGUGCUCAAGGUGUUGCGUGACAUGACACGUCCACUUCACAGGGCUGGUUGCAAUGGCCAUAUGGAGUUCAAUUGCAAAAAUGGAAUUGAUGAAACUGCUUGGGAAUUCAUCACAACUGAAUCAGUUUCUAGUAACUGGCAACGUGUCCAACAAAGUAACUUUGGGAAUGAUGAAUUUGAACCGGACAGUACCAGAUGGAUUUCUUCAUAUGCACUUAAAACCCUAGUUUUGUUUGAAUGGAGUGAAAACCCAGAGGACGAACAGUGGACUGGGAGCAACCUUAGUCAGCGUGUUCUGAACAUAUUUACUUGUCUUCUUGAUCUCAUUCUGAAGCGCAAUGAAGGGUUGAGAAGCUUUUGGUAUAAAGACUAUAAUGUUCUACCAGAUAAUGAGCAAGGAUAUGUCCCGUCAGAAGCCAUCAACAGGGUCACCAUCAUUUUCAGAUUUCUGUUAUCCUUAGAUAAUAAAACUAAUGAGUAUUCUUUUGAACACUGUAUUCACAAUCUCACGACUUUGAUGGUGUUGGCCUCUCAAAAACUAAAAGUGACCAGUUUCUUGCAGAAUGCCCUCCAAAACCUUUUUCGCGAUAAGAUAAAGAAGGUUAUGCGAGAAGUAGUAGGUGAGAGAAAGAAACGGACUUUCAAUUACAGACCUCCCAAGAUGUUAGGAGAUGAUUUUAACCUUGAUUUCAUGUUAGAGGAUAGAGUGUUUGUUGGCUUCUACAUGCAAGCUCUUCUUUGUAAAAUAGCUCCAGAAGAGGAGUUAAUUCUUUCACGUCAUUCAGGGUAUAAAAAUUUCCCAGAUCCACUCAUCUUUGUGUCGGAAACUGAGUGUCUUACCGAAGAAGAAGCUAAAGGGAUUGUAAAGAAAGCAAGAGAACUUUUUCAGAAAAUUGCUCGUGAAAGAAUGAACAUACUUGACAAUUUACCAGACUACAGUCUUUGGUCAGGGGACUUUAAACCUGACGAGAUGACCAACCUACUGAAGUUGCUGUGCGAGAACUUUGAAAAAGAUCUCGAAAUCCUGUGGAAUAAAAUUUGCAAUCUCAAAGAAGAAGCAAAGACGACUGGAAAUGUAGCGGAAACGUGA
Porites evermanni is the source of this 2079-nucleotide messenger RNA. NCBI's taxonomy places the organism in Eukaryota, Metazoa, Cnidaria, Anthozoa, Scleractinia, Poritidae. The record is from the annotation of a GenBank genome assembly.